This is a messenger RNA of Limulus polyphemus (Atlantic horseshoe crab), 5073 nucleotides long. RefSeq names its product DNA polymerase epsilon catalytic subunit A-like. NCBI's taxonomy places the organism in Eukaryota, Metazoa, Arthropoda, Merostomata, Xiphosura, Limulidae. The transcript is spliced from 38 exons. The annotation marks the transcript as partial. Gene Ontology annotation, biological process: base-excision repair, gap-filling; mitotic cell cycle; nucleotide-excision repair, DNA gap filling. Gene Ontology annotation, cellular component: epsilon DNA polymerase complex; nucleus. Gene Ontology annotation, molecular function: single-stranded DNA 3'-5' DNA exonuclease activity; nucleotide binding; DNA-directed DNA polymerase activity. The record is from RefSeq and is a predicted model, not a curated record.
GUGUUAGCCAACUACUCGGUAUCUGAUGCUGUCGCCACCUACUACCUAUACAUGAAGUAUGUUCAUCCUUUUAUAUUCGCUUUGUGUACAAUCUUACCCAUGGAACCCGAUGAGGUGUUACGUAAAGGCUCGGGGACCUUGUGUGAGGCUCUUUUGAUGGUUCAAGCCUUCCAUGUAAAUAUCAUUUUCCCGAACAAACAAGAAACAAUCUUGAACAAAAUGACUGACGAUGGCCAUGUUUUAGAUCAAGAGACGUAUGUAGGUGGGCAUGUGGAAGCCUUAGAACCUGGGGUGUUUAGGUCCGAUCUGCCCUGUCGGUUUAGACUGGUUCCAGAGGCUUUUCAGAAACUGAUAAGUAAAGUCCAAAAGACAAUGGGACAUGCCAUUGAAGAGGAAGAAAGUAUUCCACUUGAUCAAGUUACAAACUUUGAAGAAGUAUGUAAAGAUGUUGUGGAAAAAUUGUCAGCCCUUCGAGACUGCCCGUCUCGCCUUGAAACUCCAGUCAUCUACCACUUGGACGUUGGAGCUAUGUAUCCAAAUAUAAUUCUCACCAACAGGUUGCAGCCAUCAGCCAUGGUAGACGAAGCUGUUUGUGCAGCAUGCGACUUCAACAAACCAGGAGCAAAAUGUCAGCGAGUCAUGCCAUGGACAUGGAGAGGAGAAUAUAUGCCUGCUAGUCGAAGUGAAUUUCACCGAAUUCAGCAACAGUUAGAGACAGAAAAGUUUCCUUCCUUAGAACCAGGGGGAACUGUACGAGCAUAUCAUGAACUCAAUCGGGAUGAAAAAGCAGCAGUAGAAAAAAAGAGACUCUCGGAUUAUUGCAGAAAGGCAUACAAGAAAGUGCAUAUGACCAGAACUGAAAUUCGUUAUACGACAAUUUGCCAGAGAGAGAACUCUUUUUACGUCGAUACUGUAAGAGCUUUCCGUGAUCGGAGAUAUGAAUUUAAAGGACUGUUAAAGGUCGCAAAAAAGAAAGUGGCCGAAGCAGUAGAGAAAGGAGAUGCUGCUGAAAUUAAAGCAGCUAAAAAUCUGGAAGUAUUAUAUGACUCAUUGCAGUUGGCCCACAAGUGUAUUUUGAACUCUUUUUAUGGCUAUGUCAUGAGGAAGGGUGCUCGCUGGUACAGUAUGGAAAUGGCAGGUAUUGUCUGUCACACAGGUGCGGGAAUUAUAACUCAAGCUCGUGAAUUAAUUGAACAAGUUGGGCGCCCUCUUGAGCUGGAUACGGAUGGUAUAUGGUGUGUUUUACCUGCAUCCUUUCCUGAAAACUAUGUUAUAAGAACAACAAAUCCUAAAAAACCUAAAGUAACUGUAUCGUAUCCAGGAGCUGUUUUAAAUAUCAUGGUUAAGGAACAAAACACUAAUAACCAGUACCAUGAACUGGUUGACCCAAACAAGAUGACGUACAAAAUACGCAAUGAAAACUCAAUAUUUUUUGAGGUUGAUGGACCAUAUUUAGCAAUGAUUCUUCCAGCAUCAAAAGAGGAAGGAAAAAAGUUGAAAAAAAGAUAUGCUGUGUUCAACUUUGAUGGAUCACUUGCCGAACUCAAAGGCUUUGAAGUAAAGCGCCGAGGAGAGCUUCAAUUAAUCAAGAUUUUUCAGUCAUCAGUGUUUGAAGCCUUUCUCAAAGGAAAGACUUUAGAAGAAUGUUAUGCCUCAGUUGCUAAAGUGGCAGACUAUUGGUUGGAUGUUUUGUACAGUAAGGCAGCUAACAUGCCUGAUGAAGAACUGUUUGAUCUUAUUUCUGAGAACCGCAGCAUGUCUAGGAAGCUGGAAGAUUAUGGAGAACAGAAGUCUACUUCCAUCAGCACAGCUAAGAGGCUAGCUGAGUUUUUGGGAGAUCAAAUGGUGAAGGAUGCUGGAUUGAGUUGUCGUUUCGUGAUAUCCAAGAAGCCAGAGGGAGCACCAGUCACAGAAAGGGCUGUUCCAUUAGCUAUUUUCCACACUGAUCCCAGUGUGUCUAAACAUUACCUCAGACGAUGGCUGAAGUUUCCUUCACUUGCAGAUGUAGAUAUUCGUGCAAUAUUAGAUUGGGAGUAUUACAUCGAGAGACUGGGAAGUACUAUUCAGAAAAUUAUUACAAUUCCAGCAGCUCUUCAGCAGGUGCCAAACCCAGUACCUAGAGUGGCACAUCCUGAUUGGCUUCAUAAACGUCUGUUGGAGAAAAACGACACCCUCAAACAAAAGAAAAUUAAUGAACUGUUUUCUAUUGCACCAAAACCAUUGGAAGUAGAGAGUCAGGCAUCAUUGGAGGGCACAUCUCGGGACAGUCAGUCUGUGUUGGAUAUAGAAGAUAUUGGUAAAAAACAGCUUCCAACUUCCAGUUCUCCACGUCCAAUUGUUACGUCCACAAAACGUAAGCGUACCAACUCUGGCAGCUGGCAAGUAGAAGCUGAGAUUCAAACCUGGAGAGAGAAACUAGGACCUCCACCACCACUUGGUAACACAAGGGGAGAGAGACAAGAAUGGUUACAAUAUCAAAAGAAAAAGUGGGCUUUCCAACUUCGUCAACGAGAAAUGAGGCAUCAAAGGCAUCGUGUGGGAGAGGGCAAUGCGACUAAAAGAGGCAGAGUUAUUCAGAAUAGAACAGGAAUUGGUGACUUCCUACGCCGCACCCAGAAAUCUCUGCUGGACACUCCAUGGCAAAUAAUUCAGGUAGCUGAAAGUGGCCAAUUAGGAGUUUACCGUCUGUGGGCUUUAGUUGGUCAAGAUCUUCAUCAGAUACGUUUGAAUGUACCCAGAAUUUUUUACGUUAACCAAAGAGUUCCCAAAGAAGGAGAGAGUCCACUGUGGAAGAAAGUGAUGAGGACAUUGCCAAGAUCCAAUCCUGUCUAUUAUUUAUAUGAAUACACAGUACCAGAAAAAGUUUUUCAGCAACACAGCAAUGAGCUAAUGGCAGAGUUAUCGUCACCACACAUUGAAGGGAUCUACGAAACACAAGUCCCAUUGGACUUCCGGGUGUUAGUAACAUUGGGAUGUGUUUGCAAAGUUUCCAAAUCGUUUGUUCGUGAGUAUGCUUCCAAAAACAGUAUUGAUAGUAUUUUAUCUUUACACAUAAAAGCUAGAAUUAGUACUGCUAGUAUUUUAUCUUUACACAUAAAAGCUAGGAAGUAUAUCUAUCUGUACCACCACUCUGUGGGUAGUAAAGCUAUGUUUGGGCUUUUUGUACCACCAGUGAAAAGGACCUAUGUGUUCGUGGUAGAUUCAGUCAAAACCAAUCAAAUGCCAAAUAUGAAUUCUUUAUAUAAUUCUGAAAGAACAACCAAAAUUUCUCACGGCACAGAUGAAACUUUGCUGCCUGAUAGUGGAUUUCAGUUUGAAGUCCGUACAGAAACGGAUGUUCGACAAGUUUACCGUCAACUUCAGCGCCACCUUUCUACCUAUCAAGAUGAGAAGCGAGGACCAACUAUGAUAGCCCUACAGUCUGCUCAUAAGCCUCAUGACAUGACAUUGUUAAUGCCGGGUCUAGCAGAGUUUCCACUAGUUCCCAUUCACGUUCAAGACAGUGAUGCCCUCUAUCAAGUUAUGGACUGGCAACGCACUGGUGCCAAGGCUAUGCUGCAUCACUUUUUGGAAGUAGAAAGUGUUCUUUCUACAAUGCUGGAACAAUGCAGAUAUUUUCAUCUUCCUCUUGGGAACAUGCCUCAAGACAGUACUUUGUUUGCAGCUGACCUAUUUUUUGCCAGAAACCUUCAAAAACAGAAUUUCUUGUUGUGGUGUUCCCCAACGGAACGUCCUGAUUUAGGUGGAAAGGAAGCAGAUGAUAAUAGGCUUCUGGCAGAGAUCGAGGGUAAAACUGUGGUGGAGGUAAAAAAAGCAGGAGCUUACUCAUCAGUGUGUGUGGAGCUGGAUAUUGAGAGUUUAGCUGUCACCACAAUACUUCAAAUAUUGGUGUUAGUCACCACAACAUUCCAAGUAGAUAUUGGUGUUAGUCACCACAACAUUCCAAGUAAUAUUGUUGUUAGUCACCACUGUAUUUCAAAGACCAUUGUUGUUAGUCACCACAACAUUCCAAGUAAUAUUGGUGUUAGUCACCACAACAUUCCAAGUAAUAUUGUUGUUAGUCACCACUGUAUUUCAAAGACCAUUGUUGUUAGUCACCACAACAUUCCAAGUAAUAUUGUUGUAAUCUGCAAUGUUUGUAAUCAUUGUCGAGACAUCGAUCUUUGUAAAGAUCCAUUUCAAGCCAUCAACACAAGUGGAAUGAUCACUCAAAAGAUUCAUCGGAAACUCCCGUCAGGUGUGUUAGGACCAGAAGAAGAAAGUGUAUUUCCCACCUUACCUGGAUCCUAUUUAAAACUUACAAAUCCUCCCCUGGAGUUUGUUAAAGCUGUUACUGAGGUUUUGUCACUGGACAGCAACAUUAGCAGUCAAGUGAUGAAGCUUAAGAGAGACUUACUACGUCUUAUUGAUAUCGGUGAAUUUAGUGAUGAAGCCGUAUGGGUGGACCCCUGUAUGUCAUUCAUAUUACCUGAGGCUGUUAUUGCCAGUUAUAUAAGUACUAUUUACCAGCAUUACCAGGAGGAGUAUAGAGUGAGAAAAUUAGAAAACUGUAGCCAGAAACCUGAAAAUUCUAUCACUCCAGCUAGUCUAACAUUUGCUCAGGAGUUAGUCAGCGGAGAAUUGUCACAGAAGUUAUUUCUAUGGCUUCGAUGUCCUCAAUCUUUGCUUUAUGAGCCAGCCUUGAAACGAAUACUUCAUAUGUUAAUGAAGAAACUCUUUAUGCAGCUUGUGGCAGAGCUCCAACGUCUCGGGUCACUCAUUAUCUAUGCCAACAACAAUCACAUGGUUCUGUGCACCAAACGCCAUGAAGUGGGAGAUGCCAUAGCUUAUAUCGAUUAUAUUUUGGGGAAAAUCAAAAAUAAAGAAUUGUUCCAUGGCCUUGAUAUGACCCUCCAGGAAUGUUGGAAGUAUCUUUUAUGGCUGGAUCCUGCCAACUAUGGAGGUAUAAAGGGUAAAUCUGAAACAGAGGACCAGAAACCAAAAACUUUAUCAUUAGAUGAAGAUGCUGAGGAUGAAGACGAUGGGGCUGAUUCUGAAGAAGAAGUAAGAUUUAAGUGGGAUAUCAGAUUAUAA